AUGCGUUUUUAUCUGUUUCUGUCUGUGGUAGCUUCUUUGUGCUCUGCUCUGGUCAUUCCAGAUCAAGAAACUCUUGCGGCCAUUUCAAAGGCUUAUCUACGUCUUCAUGGGCAUGGUUACUCUCAACCAGUCUCCACUGGUGCAGAUAGCCAUGAUGAUGAACCAGACACUGUCUCAUGGUGGAGAGUGGUCUCGGCCAUAACGAGGGACAGGCGUGGCUCUGCCACCAAUCUUGUGUUGAGUCUUCUAGGGCUUGAUUCUCGCUUGGAUGGGGCUGUCGAGGUUUCACAGUAUAGAGAUCCCGCUGCCGACGGCGCCAACGACGACCGAGGUGGUGGAGGAGACGACGGGGGGGAUGAUGAUGGGGAUGGUGGGGAUGACGAGAGACCAGACUAUUGCUAUCGAACAGGUCCAGGCGAAAGGCCAGGAUAUGGACAGCCCUUCACCGAGUGUGACCAUCGAGCAUGUCCGCCAGAGGUAUUCUGUCCAGAAGACCACACCAUCUGGGAGCUGAUCAAUGAGAGCGCGAAAACCUCACGACUCGCGAACCUCAUGAAGAACACUGAUUACCUGGUCAACGUGCUCAACAGUACCACAGCAAACUAUACUCUAUUCGCGCCAACAAACAGUGCCCUCGAGCGGCUGCUGGAUGAAGAACCUCCGACCGAACUGCUGAAACAAAUUGAGCACUACCAUGUCAUCCCUGGUCUUUUCAACACGAAUAAGUGUCGACGCCAUCAGACACUGCGAACAGCAUUGAACGAGUCCUCCCUAGGCAAACACAUGCCACAGCGAGUGGUAGUGAGGAAACGCCAAAAUGCCCUGCUGCUAAAUGGCAUGAGCCGCAUCGUAGUAGGCGAUAUCUCCGCUAAAAACGGUAUAAUGCACCAAAUCAACAUCCCUCUCUUACCACCUCCAAACACAAGUGCAAUUAUCGACCUUCUCCCAGCCCACCUCAGCACUUUCGCCCACGGCUUAGAACGCACGAAACUAACCACGCACUUCUGGAAAGGUAAUCGCGUCGGCGGAACAACAUUCGCCCCUACAAACGCAGCAUUUGAGCGCCUCGGACCCCUGGCUACUGCAUUCCUGUUAUUGCCACAGGGUGAGCAAUGCCUGCGGUCUUUGCUGCAGUAUCAUAUCGUGUUGAAUCAGACUUUGUACUCGGAUGCGCUGUACUCGAAGGGAGACGUGUUUGAGUUUGGCGGAAUUGAGUCGAGUGCUUCGGUCCAUGUGGGAUUGCUGACGGUGUUGAAGGGUCAUGCUUUGGAUAUUGAUGUGGCGAGGAGAGGGCCUGGGGUCGAAAUUAGGGUGAAUGGGUUUGUUCGGGUUGUUGGGCUGGAUCUGUUGGCGAGUGAUGGGGUACUGCAUGUUCUGAAUGAAGUGUUGGUUCCGCCGAGGAAGAUUGGAGGGAAAGUUAAGCGGGAUAAUGGAGUGGACAGGAUUGGGGUGGAAUUGUUGAAGCAGCGGCUGGGAGGGUGCGUGGAAGAUACGUCGGCUCGGAUGGAACGAGUGUGA
Messenger RNA from Penicillium atrosanguineum, 1518 nucleotides. RefSeq names its product fasciclin domain-containing protein. Bases 1 to 1518 code for a protein of 505 amino acids. Gene Ontology annotation, cellular component: fungal-type vacuole membrane. Gene Ontology annotation, biological process: macroautophagy. The transcript is spliced from 2 exons. NCBI's taxonomy places the organism in Eukaryota, Fungi, Ascomycota, Eurotiomycetes, Eurotiales, Aspergillaceae. The record is from RefSeq and is a predicted model, not a curated record.